GCCAUCCUCUGCUAGCCCGAAAGCCCAGCCUCCUCGAGUAGCUGGUGCAGUUUGAUAACACGGACCAGGCAGGACUGGAUAGCUACAGGAUUUCAGUGUUUGCAGCGAUACUAGAUACUUUGUUUAAUAGCAUGAUUCGUGUACGAGCAUCGUAGCUAGCUGAAACGCGAUAGCUCCAAGGCGCUCUUUUGGCAAGUCGCCUGUUUUAACCCAUCUAUUGUUGCGCGCGUCUGCCAGCGUUUUGAUUACAGUGAGUAGGAAGGAAGAAAACGCACACACCCCUCCGCUCUUAUGGUAGUGACUAGAGGGAGGCUCGGGAAAAAGAAAGAAUAGGUAGAGAGAUCUCGAUUGUUGUCUUUUGGAAAGUUGAAUCUACUUCCGAGGAUAAAGGUUGGUCAUCCCAAUGGCGUCAAUUUCGAAGGUGUCCAUCCUGGAUUACUUCAACAUCGUGUUCGAGGGGGAGAACGGCAAGAUCGAGUCCAACUGUAAAGCAUGCGGCACCAGGAUACAGGCGAAGAGGAGCGUCACAUCCAACUUCGUCACACAUCUCAAGAGGAAGCACCAGGCGAUGUACGAUGAGUUUGUAAAGAAGAAGGAUAUGAAGCGAGAAGCCUACUCCUCAUCUUCCUCCUCCCUCCAUCCCUACUCCUCAUCCUCCCUUCACAGCCUGGCCAAUGGAGGAGGCCAUCGCUGCAAUCACUCCACCGCUGGAGGGGUGGGAGUGGGGGGAGGGGGAGGAAGAGAGGGAGCAGGAGAAGGGGUGACGAAGUUCCACAGACACGACCCUCGCCAGGUGCUGAUCUCGGAGGCGAUAGCGAAGAUGCUGGUCCAGGACCUCCAGCCUGCCUCCCUGGUGGAUCUCAGAGGAUUCAGAGAGUUACUGCAGCUGUUAGAGCCUCGCUAUACCCCCGAGCCCCCCAGAUACCUCCACACCCAGCUCCUCCCAGCCUACGCCUACCAGGCCCAGCUGGCCACCAGACAGGCCCUGGCCUCAGCCCUCUCUCUCAGCCUCUCUGUCUCCCUCUGGAGGGGUUUCCUUGGGACCGCAGCAGGGGUUAACACUGGGUACCUGGGGGUGACCUGCCACUUCCUGUCGUCUGAUUGGCAGAUGCGUUCCGCCCUGUUGGCCUGCCUGCCUCUGGUUGGUGGGCUCUCGGCCAAUCGCGUGCUAGCAGAGUUCGAGGAGGUGUGUGUGGCGCACGGCGUUUCAGGCCGAGCGUUCCGUGUCGUGGCUGACCCAUUUCCCGCUGAAACUCACCCCUCAUGCCGCCUACCAGGGUUCUGUAUCCACGGCAACCCGGGAGAUGAUGCCGACGAGGAAGAGGAGGAGAGUGGGGAUGAAGGAGGAGAGAGGGACGGAGAGGUAGAACAGGAGGACUGGUGGGAGGGAGGUCUGGGGUCUGGCAGGAUCGACUGUUUCUGUUGUUCUCUGGGUCAGUGUGUGAGAGAUGGACUGCUCUCCUCCUCUCCUCUCCUCUCCUCCACCCUGGCUAAAGCCUCAUCCUUCUAUAACUAUGUCACCUCUGCCGUGCCACACGACAAACUGGUGGGCCUGUUGGGAGGGGGGUUGGGGGGGGCGGUGAGCAGCAGGGCUGGAGAGCGAGACUGGGCCGUACAACUCAAGGUGUUGCGUGGUCUUCUGGACUCAGCAGAGUUCUUGGAGGAUGUGUCUGACCGGGCUGACCUGGUGCUGAGUGGCCAGGAGGUGGCGCUGCUCAGAGAACUGACAGACACACUGGAACCCUUUACUGAGGCCUGGGACAUGGUGCACACACACAGACAGGGUGACAGACACGUCUCCAUCAGUCUGGCUCUGCCCUGUGUCCUGGGGCUCCGUAAGCACCUGUCAGAGUGCGUCUCCCCCCAGCUACCCUGCCUGCUGCUGGGCUUGUCUCAAGCCGUAGAGCGCCGCCUGGCUCCCAUCCUGGAGGACCCUCUGUACGUCACCGCCACCACCCUGGACCCACAGUUCAAACUCACCUGGAGCUCAGACCCUGACUGGCACAGACAGGUCCUCCUGGACGAGGUCACCAAACACACACAAACACAGGGCCCCAGCAUGGAGCUCACAACCCAGACCCAGUCCCCUGUCGCAGCUUUGUCCCCAGCCUCGUCCCCUCUUCCCUCCUCCACUUCGCUCAGCAGGCCCUGCAAGCUGUUCUCCUUCAUCAAGCAAAGGCCCACGGCACAGGCAAAGAGCGUGGAGCAGGAGCUGGCAGGGUACCUGCGUGAGGAGCCCACUGAGGAGGAGCCUCUCCACUACUGGAGACGAAAGACUAUAGACUUCCCUCAGCUCAGCCAGGUGGCCAAGCGGGCAUUUACUGUGCCGGCUGGGACCUCCACCGUGGAGACCAUCUUUACCUCGGCCAGACACUGGCUCCAACCCGGCAGAGGCAGGGCUCUCCCCAAAAACCUUGAGACACUCAUCUAUCUCAAAACCAACUAUAGGUUACUGUGGACUUAAUGGAUCAGCCCUACACCCGAGGCACUAACAGAGCUACAGAGGCACUAACAGAGCUACAGAGGCACUAACACAGCUACAGAGACACAAACACAGCUACAGAGGCACUAACACAGCUACAGAGGCACUAACACAGCUACAGAGGCACUAACACAGCUACAGAGGCACUAACACAGCUACAGAGGCACUAACACAGCUACAGAGGCACUAACACAGCUACAGAGGCACUAACACAGCUACAGAGGCACUAACACAGCUACAGAGGCACUAACAGAGCUACAGAGGCACUAACACAGCUACAGAGGCACUAACACAGCUACAGAGGCACUAACAGAGCUACAGAGGCACUAACACAGCUACAGAGGCACUAACACAGCUACAGAGACACUAACAGAGCUACAGAGGCACUAACACAGCUACAGAGGCACUAACACAGCUACAGAGGCACUAACAGAGCUACAGAGGCACUAACACAGCUACAGAGGCACUGAGGCACUAACACAGCUACAGAGGCACUAACACAGCUACAGAGGCACUAACACAGCUACAGAGGCACUAACACAGCUACAGAGGCACAAACACAGCUACAGAGGCACUAACACAGCUACAGAGGCACUAACACAGCUACAGAGGCACUAACACAGCUACAGAGGCACUAACACAGCUACAGAGACACAAACACAGCUACAGGCUGGUAAUGUUGUCCAUGUAACCCGAUGGAGACUCAAAAACUUGAAGACCAAUUACAGACUACUGUGGACUUCGACACAGACCGCUAUGGACCCAAACACUAUAGUCCAUGUAGCCUACAGGUUUCAGACCUAAACACUAUAAUCCAUGAAGCCUACAGGUUUCAGACCUAAACACUAUAGUUCAUGAAGCCUACAGGUUUCAGACCUAAACACUAUAGUUCAUGAAGCCUACAGGUUUCAGACCUACAGUGCCUUGCAAAAGUAUUCAUCCCCCUUGGUGAUUUGCCUACUUUGUUGCAUUACAAACAGAUUUUUAUUUGGAUUUCAUGUAAUAGACAUACACAAAAUAGUACAAAUUGGUGAAGUGAAAUGAAGAAAAUUACUUGUUUAAAAGAAUUAAAUAAAAUUACAAACUGAAAAGUGGUGCGUGCAUAUGUUUUCACCCCCUUUGCUAUGAAGACCCUAAAUAAGAACUGGUGCAACCAAUUACCUUCAGAAGUCACAUAAUUAGUUAGAUUGUACACAGGUGGACUUUAUUUAAGUCACAUGAUCUCAGUAUAUAUACACCUGUUCUGAAAGGCCCCAGAGUCUGCAACACCACCAAGCAAGCGGUACCAUGAAGACCAAGGAGCUCUCCAAACAGGUCAGGGACACCAUGAAGACCAAGGAGCUCUCCAAACAGGUCAGGGACACCAUGAAGACCAAGGAGCUCUCCAAACAGGUCAGGGACACCAUGAA
This is a messenger RNA of Oncorhynchus nerka (sockeye salmon), 3891 nucleotides long. Its product is annotated as zinc finger BED domain-containing protein 4. The record is from RefSeq and is a predicted model, not a curated record. Bases 404 to 2464 code for a protein of 686 amino acids. NCBI's taxonomy places the organism in Eukaryota, Metazoa, Chordata, Actinopteri, Salmoniformes, Salmonidae. Gene Ontology annotation, cellular component: nucleus. Gene Ontology annotation, biological process: regulation of transcription by RNA polymerase II. The transcript is spliced from 6 exons. Gene Ontology annotation, molecular function: protein dimerization activity.